Messenger RNA from Gongylonema pulchrum, 420 nucleotides. NCBI's taxonomy places the organism in Eukaryota, Metazoa, Nematoda, Chromadorea, Rhabditida, Gongylonematidae. The record is from the annotation of a GenBank genome assembly.
AUGACCAGCACAGCCACCUCAGGCCUUUACUGCUUAUGCUUUCUGCCUGAAAUUCGUGUCAGCUUUUUUUUUCCUGCGUUCUCAUGCGGCCUGUUCGACGUUCGGGCACUUCACACUUCGCAGCGUGUUCGACGUUCGGGCACUGAACAAGGACUAUGGGCGCAAACACCGUCUCAACUGCAAGGUGUUGGGGCAGUGGCAGGGAAGCGUGAAAUGUUGAAUAUCAUUGUUCAAGUGGACGACGGUCUGCGAUGCGGAGCAAGCCCAGAAGGAGCUGCACCACGUUUCGUCUCCGCAACAAAUUCACUGUCUCCUUCUACUCAAGAUACGGCAAUGACAACAUCUGUUGAAAAUUUAUCGGAUGUCAACAGCGAUCAACAGUACAGUGUCAUCAGUCGCUCCAAAGAGCAAGGUAACUAA